ACAUCCGAGAGGUCCUAAUAAAAAAGCUCAUUUCAAAAUUUGGUUCUUCACGUUCUAUGAGAGUGACGCUACCUCUCUAUACUUGCCUUGGCAGUGGGCGCCCUCACACUCAGGCGAUGUAAUAGCAGACGCCGCCGCCAAGAUGGCCCUUGCGGACGUAAACAUCACACCGCUCCCCCUGCCACUCUCCACGGCCAAACGCCUUGUCUCCCGCACAUGCCGCUCUAAAUGGGACGACACACUCCAUGACACCCUCCGCAUCACCUCCAUGGGCCAGUACCGCACCAACUCCUCCCCGCAGCCGUGGAUGAGGAAAACGUCCCGCGUCCUAGACGUGGCCUUGACACGCCUCCUCCUGGGCCACACACGCCUCUGCGUUCACCACCGCCUGCGCCUCGUCCCCAACCCUCACUGCCCCUGGUGCAGGACCGUCGAGGACACCAUUGAGCACCUCCUGCUGCACAGUCCACGCCACCACUCCCAGCGAGUGCUGCUCCGACACCAACUCCGUGCCCUCGACGUGGCCACCUUUGACCUACCCACGCUGCUGGCGGCGGCAGGCGUCCACCCAUCACGACAGGAAGCUGUCAUCCGCCUCACCUGCGCCUUCCUUAGGAAGACGGGGCAGCUGACGCGCCUGUGAAGCCCUCGCUCAUGUGAGCGACUAGAUCGCCGCGGCCCUAAACAACAACAACAACAACAACCAGGCCGAGUAGGCUCUAUUAGACCGUCACAGCCCUUCAGCAACAACAAAGGAACUUCUCUCCAUUAUAACCACUACUGGUACUGGUACAGCAAUGAAGAUCUGAGUUGGGUACUGUGCUCAGCGCCCACUACAUCCUUGCUGUCACUGAUUCGUUGCAGUGAAGUUGCAGGGCUGGGCAACACCCUGAGUGGUUGGGAUCCACAGGACCAAACUUCCACUGCUGUGAGAGUCAGGGGUGAUCACCAGAACCACUGACACCUUGCUGCUGACACCUCCAGCUAUAAAGAAAAGGGUUGAAACGCUUGGUACGCAGUGAGCCAGAGCAACAUAAAUGCAAAAUGGAGUCUGGGGAGCCCAUGGCCAAACUCCCCCUAUCUACAGUUUUGGACAUAGCCUUGGACACAGUAGUAAAGGAAAUCAUUGGAAUCAAAAGUGUGGAAACAGACUCCCUGGGAACAGUCACCUCAUCAAAUAUACCCACAUACUCCGGUGCAAGACCUCAUGAAUGCCGAGAUUGUGGCAAAGGUUUCAGUAAGAAGAGUGACCUCAACAAACACAUCCUUAUACACUCUGGUGAAAGACCUCAUGAAUGCCAUGAGUGUGGCAAAAAGUUUAUUAACAAAAGCCACCUCAACAUACACACCCUUACACACUCUGGAGAAAAAAAUCAUGCAUGUGACAUAUGUGGGAAACGAUUCACUCAGAAGAGUACCCUCAACAGGCACACCCUUACACACUCUGAUGAAAAACCUUAUGAAUGCCUUGAGUGUGGCAAAUAUUUCAGUUGCAAAAGUAAUCUAGACAAACACACCCUUACACACACUGGGGAAAGACCUCAUGGGUGCCCUGAGUGUGGCAAAAAGUUCAGUCAGAAAAGUGACCUCAACACACACAUCUUUAUACACACUGGUGAAAGACCUCAUGAAUGUCACGAGUGUGGCAAAAAAUUCAGUAAAAAGAGUGACCUCAACAAACACACCCGUACACACACUGGUGAAAGACCUCAUGAAUGCCAAGAGUGUGGCAAAGGGUUCACUAAGAAGAGUGACCUCAACAGACACACCCUUACGCAUACUGGUGAAAGACCACAUGAAUGCCUUGAGUGUGGCAAAUAUUUUAGUUGCAAGAGUAACCUAGACAAACAUAGCCUUACACACUCUGGUGAGAAAAAUUAUGAAUGUGAAAUUUGUGGUACACGGUUCACUUUGAAUAGUCACCUCAAGAGACACAUCCUUACGCACUCUGAUGAAAGACCUCAUGAAUGCCCAGAGUGUGGCAAAAAAUUCAGUAACAAGAUUGACCUCAACAAACACACCUUUUUACACACUGGUGAAAAAAAUUAUGAAUGUGAAAUUUGUGGGAAACGAUUCUCUCGGAAGAAUAAUCUCAACAGACACAUCCUUUCACACACUGGUGAAAGGAAUCAUGAAUGUGAUAUUUGUGGUACACGAUUCACUUUGAAGAGUCACCUCAACAGACACACCCUUACGCACACUGGUGGAAGACCUCAUGAAUGCCAGGAGUGUGGUAAAAAGUUCAUUACCAAGAUUGACCUCAACAAACACACCCUUACACACACUGGUGAAAGACCCCAUUAACCCUUUCAUUGGUCAACACUCGUAACGAGCGUUAGGCGUGUUUGCUGGUGGUGCUAAACGCUCGCUGCGAGCUCCACCCGCACUUAAAUCUCCCACGUAUGAAAGUGUUCCAACACUAAUUCUCACAACACAGGAUUGCCAAUUGAGUGGGUUUUUCACUAAAUUUGGUGGAAAAUUAUAUCAGCCCAGCACGGCAAUAUAGCGGCAUUUUUGCAUAGCUUCACCUAUCACCUGACUGAGUCUUUGACCAAAUAGUUGUAAAUAUUGCAGUUGCCAAUACUCCCUUGCCAGAAUCUGAAGGAGAUGUCCGCAUUUCUCUCAAUAUGGCUGAUCAUCCUGCACGCACCGACGUAACUGUUAACAUUCAACACUCCCUGGACGUGCAUGUACGUUCACAAGAGAGGCAUACAUAAACGAUUCCUAUAGAUCUGGACCUCCUCUUUCCAAUGGUGUUUUUGGUUUUUAUCUGUGAUGAAUAGUUUUUGAGAUACAGGAGUUAAAAGAGACCCCCCAUUGGGCUUCCCGACUGCGCCUGAGGGGACAAUCGUGUCCGCACCACGCGCAAGGAAAGGGUUAAGUAUGCAUUUGCCCAAUUUAAAUUUUUUCAAUAAAAAACUUGGAAAACCCAUGAAAAAAUGUAUAGUUUUAUUAAAUCCCUUUAUUAUUAUUUAUUUAUUUUGUGACUUGUGAUUAUGAUGGUGUUGCAGAUGCAGGGUAAAAAAAAUAACCCUAAAAAUAUGAGGAGGUAAUAUGGUUUAAUAAAAAACAUCUGGAACAUGACCAAGAAUAUAAAGUUACCCAACUGUAGAUGCAGAUGAAGAAGAUUUGAGUUCAUAACCCAAAUUCAGACCAAGAGCUGUCAUGGCACCAGAACGUGAAAUGAAGAAAGGAACUUUUCAACAAUAGAAGUAAGUGUACUAUGCAUUAGGGUCAAGGGGUGUUUCUCUAGUUCUACACCCACUUCAACCCAGAGCUUAACUCUUUUUUUUCUGGUAUGUCUUGGCAUACUAUUCAUAUUUCAUUAUGACCAUUUUGUGCAGGAAUGGGUGGGUGGUGAAGGGGGUCAGGGUCAGGCCACCCCAUUAGGAAGUGGUUAGGCAUAGUUUGGUUAGAUAAGGGGUCCUGAAUGUAGGUAUCAUAAUUUUGUUUUUGAAAAUUUAGAAACUGAUAUACUUUGUUACAUUUUUGGAAUUUUCAGCUGUCUUUGGUAGUUAUUGUGAAGGAUGUUCUUAUGCAGUGAUCUUUGUCCUGACAGCCAUCACUGGUAGUGGUACAGCAGUGAGAGUGAGGUGGGUGCUCACUAUGUUCUUGCUGAUUUCUGUUGCAGUGGAGGCUGCAGGGCUGGGCAGCAGCCUGAGUGGCCACUGCUGUGAGGGUUAGGAGUGAUCAGAACAACCACCACCACAUCACCACCCUGCUGCUGGCAUCUUCAUCCAUAAAGGAAAGGGAAAGUUUAAUUGAGAAGAUUUGAGAUGGAGCAAGUUCACUAGACAGUGUUGCAUACACUGGUGAAAGAAACCAUGAAUGCCAAGUGUGUGGGAGAACCCAUCUUUGGUAUGGAAUAAAAUUCAUGGAUGAGGAAAAAGCUUGACAUUGCUCACCAAGUCAGUUUUCUCUGGGUGUGUAUAGACCACAACAACUAAUGUCUGCUUUUCUUUGAUGCAUUUUUUUUCUUCUUUUUUUUUUUAAUCUAUUCAAUAUUUCCUUAAGGCUUAAGUAAAGGUAAAUCUGGCGACAUAUGCUAUAGCUGCACACUGCGUCAGUGCUCCUCUCAAUCACCUCAGCCCUUGAGCCUGUGGUGGGUAAAAACAUGAUACCCAAGUACACAGGGCUAGUGUGAUAUCCAGGUUACCUCCUUUCAAUGGGAUCAUUUUCAUUUGCUAAUAAUAACAUACAGGUUAUAUUCUCCCUAGUUCGUCCUUCCCAAGGGAGUGAAUAAAUGUAAUAAAUAUACAGGUGUGAAUGGUACCAUGAAAGUUUUGCCAAAAUCUUUUCACUUGAUAGGCAAAAGUUGAAUGUUAAAUUGUAUAUAUUGUGUUUCCUGUAUCUUGAGUUAUCUUAGUGUUCAAGAAGAGGUAGGCAUGCAGGGUUCAAUACAGACAAAAGUACAAGUUCUCUAUUUUAUGCUUAAAGUUGACCACCAAAUUACACUCCUAGUUACAUACAUACAACCAGAUUCCAUGGUGUUACAUAAUUCAAUUCUCUCUCUCUCUCUCUCUCUCUCUCUCUCUCUCUCUCUCUCUCUCUCUCUCUC
Molecule: messenger RNA, 4558 nt
Organism: Eriocheir sinensis (Chinese mitten crab)
Lineage: Eukaryota; Metazoa; Arthropoda; Malacostraca; Decapoda; Varunidae
Product: zinc finger protein OZF-like
Exons: 3
Coding region: 1045-2304 (419 amino acids)
Biological process (GO): regulation of DNA-templated transcription
Molecular function (GO): RNA polymerase II cis-regulatory region sequence-specific DNA binding; DNA-binding transcription factor activity, RNA polymerase II-specific
Source: RefSeq, a predicted model, not a curated record